AUGGCAGUUUCAAACGAGACAAGCUUACUGAGCCCUCCGCUCUAUCUCCACCCUCAAAAUGCGAGCGAGGUGCUAGAUAUAUGGCACGGCGCGUCUCGGGGGUUGAAGGGACAUCAUCACUCCCGUCUCCGCCACCACCAUGUCCCAUCAUUUCCAUCCCCAUUCCAUCCAUCGACAACCAUCUCCGUCUCCGCCUUCAUCAACUUCACCCCUCCACCGCGCCUCUCCAAACUCCCCCUUCCAAAGCCCAUACGCAUGCGUACGCCACUGCUAGUCUUUGACGCCGUUGAUAUUGAGCUCCUCAACGAAGGUCUUGAAGUCGAUGUUCCUGUUCGUCAAGCGCGACCCAGUCCCUCCGCGCUGCUGUACAAAUACCCGCGCUCGGUGUACUCGGGGUUGUCGCGCGUGUCUUGGCCGGUGUGCACGCGGAAAUACGCGAUCCAGACGUCGUUGCCAGCGUUGGUGUAG
Parastagonospora nodorum SN15 is the source of this 468-nucleotide messenger RNA. RefSeq lists its product as hypothetical. NCBI's taxonomy places the organism in Eukaryota, Fungi, Ascomycota, Dothideomycetes, Pleosporales, Phaeosphaeriaceae. Bases 1 to 468 code for a protein of 155 amino acids. The transcript is spliced from 3 exons. The record is from RefSeq and is a predicted model, not a curated record.